AUACAACUGUUAAAGCACAUUGAUAUCAGGUUAUUUUUGUGAUAGUACUGUAAAAUAACGAUAACCUGGUUGAAAAUGUAAUAUAAUUUUAAAAAAAAUUGGAAAAUUGCCACUCUAGCUCACUAAAAUAUAUUGAAAUUUUCUAAAUGUCUAUUUUCAUAUGUAAAAUAUUACUCAAGGAAACCAAUAAAAGGAAAUAUAUAAAACAGUAAUGGAAAUAGACGAUGAAGAUUUGGUUGUUAACAAUGCUGAUUUACACAAUUAUUUAAAAAAUGAGGGUUACACGGAAUUCGAAGUCAUUAAUAAAAAUAUUAGAAUGCAACAGAAUUAUAAUGAGAAUAUUGUAGGACAAACUACGUUUUUUACAGAUAAUCAAAAUAUUCCAGACAAUGAGUUUUAUUUGAUUUUGAUCAUGAAAAUUUUAAGUAGUAAUUUGGUGUUUAAAGAAGAUUCUCUUUUUAUAAAAGAAUUUAUUCCAUCAAGUAAUGUGAAGUACCCUUUAUUUUUUACUAGAAGAAAUUGUUGCGUUACUUUGAGCUUAUGUUUUAUUGGCUGUAUUAUUCAUUUGUAUAUAUCUGGUUUUUAUACUGAGUUGGUGAUUGCUAAAAUUUUCAUCUUCUGGUUUGGGUAUCUUCUAUUUGAGAAGUUUUUUAAUUGGUACAAAAAAAAGAAAAUAGAAAACAAUAUAUCUAGUACUAUUCAAUCAAUGGUAAAAUUAUCACUACUAGUACAGAAAUGUUAUCAUUUUCUACAUGAUUGUGACAAUCUAUACCAGAUUUAUACUUAUGCAAAUAAUUCAAAGGACAGUAAAAAAAACUGUUUUGGAUAUUUAUUGAUGCCAGAAUUAAAAGAAAAAUUUAUAAUUCUUCUUCAUAAUUUAAUAAAUCAUCAUGUGAGUAAUAUCACUGAAAUACAAAAAAAAAUUCUGUUUAAGGAAUUUGUAUCAAACUUCGUUUAUUUAUAUCACAGUGAUUGCAAAUUUGACAUCCAAAACUUUUCAUUGGAAAAUAUCAAUAAAGCAAAAUAUAUAUUUUUUUUGUUGCAAUCAGAGUUUUUAAAGUUAUCAGCUUUGUGUUUAUGUCCUGUUUUAUGGAAAGUUAACUGUACUGCUCAAAUUAACUACUUAUUUUCCUCAAUUACAAACUUAAAUAAAGUAUACUGUGACUUAAAUGGUCCUCUAUAUGAAGAAUUUAAUGUCUACUCUUUAUUUACUAAUAAUAAAAAUUAUAAUCAUGGUAAUGAAAAAAAAGAUGUUAUUGAUUCUGAUCUUAAAUCUAAAAUUGUUAGUGUACGACAGCACAUACAAAAAAUGAUGGUGCAUAUCAAAUUUAUAGAAGAUUCAUUUGAUAGUGAUUCAAAACCAAAUCAAGAGCUGAAUGUUUCAUUAGAUAAAUUAUCUAAAGAAGCUCAUGUUUUUAAUGAAUUGAUUUCUACAUUACAAAUCCACAUACUUAAAUAUAAUAAUAAAAAUUACAUUAAUGAAGAAAACCUUUUUGAAAAUACUAUUAAUAUCAAUCAAGAAAUAGAUAAAAAAUAUGAUGAAGUGAAUUUUAAUAAUUCAUGUGAAGAUGAAUUAUUCUUUGGAAUUUCUGAUGACAAAUCAUUAGAAGUUGAAAAUACAUGUAAUAACAAUGAAAUUUAUGAUACAGCUCACAAUGCAAAUUUAAUAAUGGAACUUAGGGUAGCACUUCAAGGUAAGCAAAUAGAAUGGCAAGAGAGGGAAUCUAAUUUAUUAAAAAAACAUCCAGAGCUAAGUAAAAAUGUAUCUCAUGAUGAAAGUACUGAUUCUGAAGAAUAUGAAGCAAAGCAUAGUAUUCGUAAAGUAGCCAGAGAUUUUCCAUUGGAAAAUGUAUUUCCUAUGGCUUUACCUAUCCAAAAUUUUGCUAAUGAUAUUGCAAGUAUUGCAUCUACAUGGAACAAUAUAGCUGUUGAAAGCUUUGGAAAUGAUUCUGAUACAGAAUCAGAAUCAGUAUCUGACCAAUAAAAUAUUUAUAAAUGAAAAAAGUUAUGUUGGACAAUAGAAUUUAUAAUACCUUUUGAUAAAAAGGUAUGAAGAUAAGUUUUUUUUGGGUACUUUAAAAAUUACAUCAAAUACACUUCUAGGUUUACAUAUGAAGUAUAAAUUUUAAUUAGAGAUGAAAAAAGUGGUGUACAAGAAUUUCAAACUUUUAUGCUCAGUAUACAAAAAAAAAAAUAUCUUAUAGAAAUUAUUUGGAACUAUAAUUUUUGUUAUUUCAUAAAAUAUUUUUUACUGAUUUUUAUAAAAAUUCCUAUUUUAUGAGUAUUUCAUUUAUAAAAUAGGUAUAAUCCCCAAAAAGUUAUGUUAAAUGGUCAUUUUAUCAAGGAUUUCAUAUUAAUUGUUAAAAACUAUUAAAUGCUUUAUUAUUUA
This is a messenger RNA of Daktulosphaira vitifoliae (grape phylloxera), 2389 nucleotides long. RefSeq lists its product as uncharacterized. The transcript is spliced from 7 exons. Bases 212 to 1984 code for a protein of 590 amino acids. NCBI's taxonomy places the organism in Eukaryota, Metazoa, Arthropoda, Insecta, Hemiptera, Phylloxeridae. The record is from RefSeq and is a predicted model, not a curated record.